AUGGGUUCUAUCAGCACCGGUAUUGUCGCAGAAGUCCUUGAAAGACUCCACAAGGAAGCUGAUAUUGCCGAUGGGCGAAUGCGCGACCAAGACCCCAACCACCCUGCCUUGCAGGGCGACUGGGUCGCCAAGUUGCUUGAGUCGGAAAGAAACGACCUGCGAGGGACCUAUAAGGAAUACGCGGAAAACUUCCUCUCCGUUUCACCCGAGUUUGGGCGCCACCUCUACAUGAGUGCGCGCGCCGCCAAGGCACAGCGCAUUGUCGAGUUCGGCACCUCGAUGGGCGUGUCAACCAUCUACGCCGCCGCGGCGCUGCGCGACAACGGCGGCGGCGGCCACCUGAUCACUACCGAGAUCGAGCCAAGCAAGAUCGAGCGCGCAAAGUCCAACAUAGCCGCUGCCGGGCUUACCGAUCUCGUCGAGUUUCGCGUUGGCGACGCCCGCGAGACUCUCGCUGGUGGCGUCGGGGGUAAAAUCGACCUAGUGCUGCUAGACGGCGCUUGGUCGUUAUACCGCCCUAUCAUACAGCUUCUAGAGCCCCAUCUGAACCCAGGCGCUAUCAUCUUGGCCGAUAAUACGACGGAUACUGAGCGUGAAUAUCUUCAGUAUGUUCGCGACCCACAGAAUGGUUACCUCUCCCUACAGCUUAAUGCUCUAGAGAAGCAUGGAAAUGAGUUUACUGUUAGGACUAAGUAA
Messenger RNA from Cordyceps fumosorosea ARSEF 2679, 696 nucleotides. Its product is annotated as O-methyltransferase family protein. Gene Ontology annotation, molecular function: O-methyltransferase activity. NCBI's taxonomy places the organism in Eukaryota, Fungi, Ascomycota, Sordariomycetes, Hypocreales, Cordycipitaceae. The record is from RefSeq and is a predicted model, not a curated record. The transcript has a single exon. The coding region runs from base 1 to 696 and encodes 231 amino acids.